GGCCGUUGGGGGCCGUUGGGGCGCGCCCCGCACCAAGAUGGAGGGUUUUCGGUGGUAAACGGCGGGCGGGUUGGAUUCUUUUUCGCCUCAGAAGCUUCCCGCCGCUCCCGCGGAGGGGGGGAGGACGGACCGACAGGGGCGGGAGAGGGGAGAGGCCUGAACCGGCUGCGGGAGGAAGAUGGCCGAGAGCGAGCGGUCGCCAGACUCCUCUGAGGAGGCUCUUCCGGUCACUCAAAACUUCAAGAUCCCAAAGAAGGAGAUAAACAUGGUUCCAGACAUGGGGAAGUGGAAACGUUCUCAGGCCUACGCAGAUUACAUCGGCUUCAUCCUCACCUUGAACGAAGGGGUGAAAGGGAAGAAGUUGACCUGUGACUACAAAGUCUCAGAGUCCAUCGACAAGCUGAUGGCGCUUCUGAACACUCUGGACCAGUGGAUCGACGAGACCCCUCCGAUGGACCAACCUUCCCGGUUUGGCAACAAGGCCUUCAGGACCUGGUAUGCCAAGCUAGACCAGGAAGCAGAAAGCUUAGUGGCCGCCGUGGUCCCCAAACAUCUGGAGGCAGCCGUGCCCGAAGUGGCCGUUUACCUGAAGGAGUCGGUGGGGAACUCCACCCGCAUCGACUACGGCACAGGGCACGAAGCUGCCUUUGCUGCCUUCCUCUGCUGCCUCUGCAAGAUUGGAGUCCUCCGAUCUGAGGACCAAAUGGCCAUUGUCUUCAAAGUGUUUAACCGGUACCUGGAGAUCAUGAGGAAGCUCCAGAAAACCUACCGGAUGGAGCCAGCUGGAAGCCAAGGAGUGUGGGGUCUGGAUGAUUUCCAGUUUCUGCCCUUCAUCUGGGGCAGUUCUCAGCUGAUAGAGCACCCAAACCUGGAGCCCCGCCAUUUUGUGGAUGAGAAGGCCGUGAAUGAGAAUCACAAGGACUACAUGUUCCUGGAGUGUAUCCUGUUCAUUACCCAGAUGAAGACCGGCCCCUUUGCCGAGCACUCCAACCAGCUGUGGAACAUCAGCGCGGUACCCUCCUGGUCCAAAGUGAACCAGGGCCUCAUCCGCAUGUAUAAAGCCGAGUGCCUGGAGAAGUUCCCUGUGAUCCAGCACUUUAAGUUCGGCAGCCUGCUGCCCAUCCAGCCCGUGUCGUCCUAAGAGAGGCCGGGACCGGUGCCGCCAUCCGGGAGGCGACCAGCUCAUCACCCGCUCUGCUCCGGUGCCACGGUCCCUCCACCCCUUCUGUUUUCUUUCUUUCCACGUGUCGGUCGGUUAGAGGCGGGGGAAAGGAGCCCCAGCACGAGGGCCGUAGGACCCCGGUGGGAGAAGCGUCCGAAGUUCGACCGGUCGUACUGCUCUGGCGGCAGGGUCUCUGAGGCCUCUAACCCCUCCCCUCGACCACCCCGCCUCGCCUCUCCGGGAGGGGCCGCACCCCUGCCCUGUUUCAUGUGCUGAGCCCUCUUGGGGCCGUGCGGGUGGGGAGUGACCCGUUCUGCUUUUUCCAUCAGUUUCUCCCCGUCUCCAGUUGCCGUCUCGAGUGUCGAGGAGCAGUUUCUCGCACUGAGGUGGGAAAGCCUUUGGUCGUGGCCGGAAGCCAACGCCUCAGGGUGCCCGGGGACCAGGGUUUUCCUAGGGCACAAGAACGAGGAAAAUUAGCAGGGAAGGAGAAACCCCGACGAGCCCCGGCCCCCUGUUCCCACGACUGCUGCCGGAGAUGAGCCGUUUGCCGUCCCUGUCAGAAUCCGUCGCUGGCCUCACUUCUGAGUGCCGCGGGCCUGGCGCGAGCACUAAAGUGGCCCAGGCUCCACUUUUCCAUGGGUGGCACCCUGGUCCAGCUCCAGCCUGCUUACAGCUAGUACUCUGAUAACCCAGCUCUUCCCUCUCUCUCACUCUCCUCUCUCUCUCUCUCUCUUUUCUGUUUCUCUCAGUUGCCCGGCAGGGGGGAGGGGGAAGGGUGGGUACAGCCUCCCUUUGGUUCUAGAGGGAAGGAGGGGACCACACCAUGCCCUUCCCUGAGGUGGCGGGGCUGGGGGGGAGAAGACAGACGUUCUGCUUUGUCAGCUGGCUUUUGCGGGGGGAAAGGGAGUGGUUCUUCAGGGGUUCGGUGCUUGGGUUUCCGAUCUGGAACAAGCCAGGUGGGCACAGGGUGGGAGCAGGCUGGGGGCUGGGCCGGGGGACGCCGCCAGCACUCGAAUUCCAAGUUUUCUUCCAGUGCUCUCUCUGGAGCUGGGCUUCCCAGUCUUUCCCUCACCAGCGCCCCUUCUCCAUUAAACUAUUUAAAAGUGUU
This is a messenger RNA of Ornithorhynchus anatinus (platypus), 2270 nucleotides long. RefSeq names its product protein phosphatase 2 phosphatase activator (gene PTPA). Gene Ontology annotation, molecular function: peptidyl-prolyl cis-trans isomerase activity; protein tyrosine phosphatase activator activity. Gene Ontology annotation, cellular component: cytoplasm; nucleus; protein phosphatase type 2A complex. Gene Ontology annotation, biological process: mitotic spindle organization. The record is from RefSeq and is a predicted model, not a curated record. Bases 179 to 1141 code for a protein of 320 amino acids. The transcript is spliced from 10 exons. NCBI's taxonomy places the organism in Eukaryota, Metazoa, Chordata, Mammalia, Monotremata, Ornithorhynchidae.